AUGCUGAGAAGGUCUCUCUCUCUCUCCCUCGCCCUUUCUAGGUUAUGAUUUUGUCAUAUGUCAGGAUGGUUGAUUUGGGAUUAUGCCUAUGCACGGUUAGGUUGGCCUUCGGAUUGUCGAAGCCCAGAUCGUAUGUGAGGUCACCAGCGAAGCGAACCACUGCGCAGGUAUUCUUGUUUUGUUCUUUUUCUCUUAGACCGAUAUUUGGUUGCUAUUUCGGCAAUGGUGGAGUAAAAUUCUUGUUACGUUAUGGUAUGAUUUCUUCUAGCUCAGUCGCUGUAAAAUGAUUUCAUCUGGAAGCCAAUUUAUGGUUUCAUUUCGUCACUCGGUUCCUCUAACGCUGCGUAUGCAAUAGGUAUUCUUUUCGCUGAAGUUGGUUUGUGCAAUGGAUAAUCUAGAGGAAAAAUGGGCUUCAAACUGUUUAAGCCGGACAUAAUCCCCAAAUGAAGAGAAAAAUGUUAAUGCUACUGAGCAGCAGAUGAAGAAUAAUCUCCCAUUAAAAGAAUGUCCGGCUUAGUAUAUCUCUCCUGGGGCAUCAUUAUUUGGAGAAAUAUGAAUGGUAUUAGGACACUACGCUGAACUAGGGAUUAUCACAGACAGCUGCAUUUAUUUCGUGCAUGUAUUCUACUUUCUACUUUCCUUGCAAAAAAACUCCUGCGAUGAAAAGUCUAAAUCCCGCUGUAUUCCAAUGGAUUCAAGGAUAAUUUAUGAUAAGGGGAUUAAAGGAAUCAACUCAAUUGUACUGCAUAUCUACUCAUCAAUUGCGUAGAGAUUGUUUUUUUUUUUUCCUGUGCAUGAGCAAAUCAGACCUCAAGAUUCCAGAGGAGCUUUCCUGAGCUUUCUUGAUUUGUUUCUGUCGUUUUUUAGAUGAAGCUUUUUCCUGUUAAUUUUGAAUCAGAUUUUCCUUUUCGUCGUUGACAUCUAGGAGAUGACUAAUUGUUAUGUUUCUUUUUCCUAUUAUAUACUAAUUUAUCAUGCAUAUGGACAGACACCAUUUUUUCUUUCCUCAAGAUGUGCAUCCUCAUCUUCACCUCAACCAGAUCCAUCCAAAGGUUCAGGGGGCGGCUUACUUGCAAAGGCUGCCAUUGGAACUGUUGUGGUUGGAGCUGCAGUUGCGGCAGCUUAUCAAACUGGAUUUGUCAGUAACCCCCAGUUUAAGCUUGAAGGUCCAUUCAUUUCUAAGAAGGUAGAGGUUUCCCAGAGAGCAGCAGAAAAGGAGUAUUCUCAAGAUCAAGUUAACUUUUCUGGCAAAGAAACCAGUCAUGGAAGCUCAAAGCUUGAGGUCACUGAGAAUAUUCAUGAACACCGUCAGAUUGAUGGUGCAGAGACCAUUGAGAGUGAUGCUUCAAAAGAUCUAGGUCUUGUUGAAGAUGAAUUGACUCCUGUUAAAGAGGAUGUUUCCUCAAGCUUUCAUGAGGAUGUACCCACGCAGGAUGAGGAGGGUAGUGUCUCUGAAAUUCUAUCCAGUUCAAAAGAGCUGUCCGACCUCAAAGAAGAGCCAGUUCUUGUGAAAGAGGAUGAGUCACUGAUCUCUUCCCUUGAUGUAUCACCACAGAGUGAGGAAGGCUCUGUUUCCGAAAUUUCAUCUGUAAACAGUGUUGACCUGGCUGCCGGUGAAAUUAAUGAUUCACUGGGCUCUAAUGAUGCUACUUAUGCUCCAACAUCUGCUGAAGAAACCAUAUCAAAUGAAGUCCCAACUCAUCAUCAGAUCCCUGAGGAAGUAGCUGAGGUAUUCUGUUCAUUUACAUGUUGCCAAAUCCACUCGUGCUAAUGGCUCUUGUUCUCAUCAUGCUAAUGGCCAGGUUUUAUUCUUAUUGAAAGUUUUCAGACGAGAGGUAUAUUUUAUGGUCGUUUAGGUCCUGUCACUGAAUGGUGUUAUCUUUCUACGAAAUCUUUGAUGACAUGAAAAGUUAUGUCUUAUCACCUAUUAAUAUUUAACAGAAUAUCUGCUCAUCACUCAUUCAUUUCCUGGAUCCACUUGGGUCAUAUAGUUGGACAAUAUAUCUUACAACUUCCCCUCUCAAACUAUCUUCUAUGGUGAAUGCAACAUUACGACAUCAUAUGAUGAUGUUGUUGUGGUUCUCAUUGAUACUGGAGGCCUAAGUCCUGCAUUUAUCUACAACAGUAUAUCUUUUUUGAACUAUUUUUUUUUUUUGCCAAGGAUAUAGUUCAGCUGAACGCAAAUGAAGUCUGAUAGUGCGAUACGAGUUCGUGCAAAAGAAGGAUCAGAGUACUGUAUGAAACCUAGAAUGUUCUUGUGAGGUCAGUUAUUCGAAAAAGUAGUUUGUUGCAAGGAGUGACAAAUUUUGGACGGAAAAGCUUCAAGAUUGGGACUAUUUUGAUCAGAAAUGUCGCUGAGCACAUUUUUGGGCCCAUGUUGUCCUCUUAGGCUGUGUUUUAUAUAUUUCUCAUUGACUUCUUGGGGAUGCAUCUAUUUAAUCAAUAAUCUUCAUUAAAAAAUAAAAAACCAGCAAGAGUUAGGCGAUCACUCUGAGAAGACGUUUGAUAGAAUAGCUCUUGUUUGAUGGCAGCGGUCGACAGAACUCUAAAGCAGUAUUUAAGCAGACGCAAUGCACAUUGUUUUAACGCGUUCAAUUAAUUUUUCUGGAAAUUAGUUAAUCAGAUGCAAGCUCUUCAAAUUGCCAUCUUUGUGAAAUUUAAAUGAUUGUGGUACGUUGCUGACAGUAAUUCUGAUGUUAGGGUUUAUCCUUCGUAGACAAUAAGUAAAAGCGUAUUCCAUCACUGAUGUCAAUAUGAUGGGGCACGUGUAUUCUGCUAUUUUUUAUAUAUUCAGGCAAUGCUGGUGCAAUCGCUAUCUUUAUAUAUGACGGCUCUAAUUUUUUUUUUUCCAGCUUUUUUGUGAUCCAGAUGGAAGUGAUUGCUUUAUAGAAAUGGUUGAGAGAUUAGACUCUUUCAUUGAUUAUCCAUGUAAAAAAGCACGUUUUAGUUAGUUUUAAUCUGUAACAUCAGCCCAGCAUCCCCACGAGAUCUAUCCAUAGUAGACAGUUUGUACAGAACUUCAAUGCUAUGGCAAACAAGAAAAAAAAACUCAAAAUUUCUUUAAUGAAUAAGUGUCAGAUCUCUGUCUUGGUUCUAGGGAUCCUCUUGUUGUAGGCACCAAGUUCUGUAAUAGUAAUCAGAAAAAUGAUUUAUGAUGUUUAAACAGAGACAAUAAAAUCUUGAAAGAUCAUCUUUAUGUUAAUGUUUUGUGUAUCAGUUUACGUGCUCAAUGCACUUUGACCUUUAGUAAAUGUCAUAUACUCGCUGGGGUUGUAUUUUCUAUCUUUUAAUUUUUUAUUUCCAGCUACAUUUAUUAUUAAUGUUGUUGGCUUUGGUCCACAUCUUCUUUGUCUUCAUCUUUAAAAUGAUUUUGCUCUUGUCUUUUUAUAUCUAUUGAUGUACUUAACAGUUUGAUAUUGUUGUUUGCUAUUUCCUUUUUAUGUAAUUCAUAUAUCCAACAGUAUCCUGUAUUUGAGCUUUUUUUCAUAUUUAUUCGUAUUUUUCAUGUAUUUAGUUUUCUUGUCAGUUAAUGAUGUGAGGACGUCUUCCAGCAGGACUAUGUGGAACACAAAGCGGAAGUAGGUCCCCUCUCUGAGAUGUAUUCUCUGGAAGGAGAAGAAGAAAGACCAGAAGUUCCGAUCAAUAGAGAAAGUCCCGACACUUCAGUUCCUUUACAUGAAAAUAAGGAGGUACACCAUGGCAAAAACAUUAUCAUGUCCUACUAAUUUCUUCAACCGAUGAUUGACAUUGCAUGCGUUGAAUAUUCUGAUAUUUAACUCAUUACUGGCCCUCGAUUAAUGUGUCUGAUAACAAACAGGUUUCACUUGAAGGAUCAGGCGAGAUAAAUGUCUCCCAGGAUCAGAAAAUAGUUCUUGAUUUUAUAGAUGCCAUUCAUGCUGCGGAGAAAAAGCAAGCUGAAUCAGAUUUUCGUUUCUUUGAUAUGGAGAAACAGAAAAUGAAGGUUCUACUCUCGGAAGGAUAUUUCUGUCUUUACAUUUUUGUUUACUUUUAAAAAAUAAUCUUUUUGAUGACUUUUCAAGAUGACUGUUAUUUCAUCUUCAUUCAGGAGAAAUAUGAGAAGGAGUUGAAGGAUGCAAGGGCAAGGGAACUUAUGUAUGCAGAAGAGGCAGCAAUCCUUGACAAGGUAUUGAAACCUUUUAUAUCCUUCUUAAUCAUAGUUUCAGAAUAGUCUGCCUUUAUCAUUCUACCCUUUUUACGUUUUAGAUUUAUAAGGCCAUGAAGUACAUUUCAUUUUAUACUACCUGCUGAAGCAUUCCCAAUCGUUUCCAGAUUUUACUGAUGCACCCAAUUCUAUCUGAACUGUGUCACCAUACAUAUCUAUUUUUUUCUUAGUUUAUUUAUUUGCAUGUAUGUGGGUAACAUAAAACAUGGCUUUCCAGGAAUUGAAUAGAGAGAGAGUGAAGGCCGCAGCUACAGCUAAGUUGCUUCAAGAGAAGGCUGAAGAGCAUCUGAGGGUGGAGUUGCAACGGAAGGUGUAUUUCAUAACCUUGAAAAGUAGACUUGGGUAAAGAAAUUUAUUUCCUCUUUCUUCCAUUGAAGAAAUGGUAAACUAAUUUAUUUCCUUGCAGGAGGAAGAAAUAGAGUCAAUGCUUAAAAAAAUACAAGAAAUGGGUAAAGCAGAGCUGAAUGCAGCUAUUGCUAAAGAGAAAUCAUCUCACAUGGAAAAGAUGAGUGAGGCUAAUCUCAAUGUAAAUAAUCCUUUCAUGUUUUAAAUUUGCAUCUUUCUAACAGUUGCAUUCGUUUCCUUUGUUUUAUAAUGUUAAAUCGCUCCACAAAAGCUAACUUGUUUUUGUGUUCUGUAUUGUGUAAUAGAUAAAGGCCUUGUGUAUGGCAUUCUAUGCAAGAUCUGAAGAGGCUCGUCAGAAUUACUCUAUUCACAAGCUUGCUUUGGUAAUUUCAAUAUAUCGAUUUUCAGUUUUAUUUUCUUAUUUUUAAAUAAGUACUCAAAUCUUCUCAUAGUUGUUUUGAUGUUUUGCUCGUAUCAAAUUUAGUUUAUUGAUUUCAUAACAUCCGAUUUAAUGAGGCUAUUUAUUAAAAUGAGCUAUCUUGAUGGACAAGUUACGGUUUCUGAUAUUUUAUGUGACAAAAAAAUUGACUGCUGACCUAUUCUAUUGCAGGGAGCACUUGCCUUAGAAAAUGCGUUGUCUAAAGGGUUGCCAAUUAAGGCAGAAGUUGACUCUCUCCACUCGUCACUUGUGGGCCUUGACAAAGACUCACUUUUGGACUUAGUGCUUGCUACUCUUCCAGAGGAGACUCUGACAAAUGGCACGAAUACCUUGUUACAGUUGAGUCAGAAGGUAAGUGAAUGAUGUUGCCUUCUGUCACUAAAUAUUCUUUAUCUAUUACUGGGCAUUCUCUUUAUUGUCUGGCAAAGUAGACGAUAAUAUUCAUAUCCGCCAAACAUGCUGAGCUGAAUCAUAUGACACGUAUUUUCUCAAUUUUCAUGUUCUGUUUACAUAGUAUUUUCAUGUUCAAUCAUAUAUAUUCACAUGGGAUCAUAGGAUUGACAAAUGCUGAAGGAAAACUUGAACAUGUGCCCCCUCUAUGCAAAAACAUUUUAUAGUUCGUGAUGGGGGAUAAGGCCAUACCAAUGGAAAUUUGCAAUUAUGCGCAGAAGUAA
Messenger RNA from Spirodela intermedia, 5641 nucleotides. Lineage: Eukaryota; Viridiplantae; Streptophyta; Magnoliopsida; Alismatales; Araceae. The record is from the annotation of a GenBank genome assembly.